CCCUCUCUUUGACACCAUGCGGUGGACCUUCCCGGUUCUAGCCUUUCUGUGCAUCCUCGCAUCGGCCCAGGUCCACUGUUCCGGCGUUUUCGAACUGCGGCUGGAUUCCUUCUUCAACGACCUGGGGCGCGAUGCCGAUGGCACGUGCUGCCAGGGCGUCCGUCCGUCCGGCUCGUCCGCCUGUUCCGGCCAGUGCCGGACCAGGUUUAGGAUCUGCCUCAAACAUUACCAGGCCACUAUCGACCCGGGGCCACCCUGUACGUACGGGGAGACCCUGACGCCUGUAGUUGGCAACAACUCCGUCAGUCUGGGACAGCCUGAAACGACUUUUGCCAACCCCAUUAGCUUUGCAUUCGACUUUUCAUGGGUGGGCACCUUCUCCUUGAUUGUGGAAGCUUGGCACGAGGGCGAACCCAGCACUUCGCCAGGUGGUGGUGGGGGAGAGCGUCGCUUGAUUGCCCGCCUGGCUACCCAGCGGUGGCUGGACGUGGGCGAGGGAUGGACUCAGGAAUUGCACCGCACCAACCACACCCGCUUUGCGUACGCUGUGCGUGUGCGCUGUUCGCCCCACUACUAUGGUGAAGGAUGCGCCCGACUCUGUCGUCCUAGGGACGAUAAGUUUGGACACUAUGUCUGCUCCUCCGCGGGAGAGAAGGUCUGCCUGCAAGGUUGGACUGGAGAAUACUGCACAGUUGCUGUCUGCUUACCAGGUUGUCACAACGAACACGGAUACUGCGACCAACCUAACGAAUGCAAGUGCCGCUUGGGAUGGCAAGGAACCCAUUGCGAUAGCUGUAUCAGAUAUCCGGGCUGUCUUCAUGGCACGUGCAGUCAACCCUGGCAAUGCAAUUGUGAUGAAGGUUGGGGAGGUCUCUUCUGCAAUCAAGAUCUCAACUACUGCACAAACCACAAACCCUGCAAACACGGAGGGACAUGCACUAACACCGGCCAAGGGUCAUACACGUGCACAUGCACGGAAGGAUUCAGCGGCACCAAUUGCGAGGAAGCCCUCGAUCACUGUGCCGCGCACCAUUGUCUCAACGGAGGAACGUGCAAGAAUGGAUCCCGAAACUACACAUGCGAGUGCUUUCCGGGCUUCAGUGGUGCCCGUUGCGAGAGGGCUGCAGCAGUUAACCCCUGCUCGAGCGCCCCAUGCCAGAAUGGAGGAACCUGUGUAGAAGGAGCUAACGGAGGCCACUUGUGCGUAUGCACCCCAGCUUUCGACGGAGCUCUUUGUGAGACGCAGAGGAACCCUUGCGAACCGAAUCCCUGUCUAAAUGAUGGUAGUUGUCACAACUCUGGUAGGGGCGUGUCCUUCUCCUGCAUGUGUCCGGCCGGCUUCUCUGGACCCCGUUGUGAACGUGACGAUGACGACUGCGCCGGCCGCAACCCGUGUGCAAACGGUGGUACUUGUGUGGAUGGCGCCAAUACUUUCCGUUGCGCCUGCGUACCUGGAUGGGUUGGACCGACCUGUGACACGCAAGUGGAUGACUGCCUAGCCAAGCCUUGCGCCAACGGGGGAACUUGCCAUGAUUUGGUCAAUGACUACCGAUGCGACUGCGCCCCGGGAUUCUCUGGCAAAGACUGUUCCAUCAAUGUGGAUGAAUGCAGAUCUCAGCCCUGCUUGCACGGAGCCACUUGUGAAGACAGAGUCAAUGAGUUUGUCUGCCACUGCCCAGAGGGAUUCGCCGGCGCCCUUUGCCAGCACAGGAUGUCCAAUGGAUGGCCUCUAGAUGCCCACGAGGAAGUGUUCCUUCUGGAUGAUAACAAUCUGCUACCAGCUGAUCCUCGACCCACUUCUGUGUCGGAAAUUGCCCAUCAAAUAUCCGAAGAAGAGAUCUCUCCAGAAGCAGUCCCGCCUUCGGCUUCUGAGCAAGCAGUGGUGAUCGUCUGCGCAUCUCUCGCCAUGUGCCUCUUGCUGCUCCUCAUCCCUGCUGCCUGGUGUAUUCGCCGCUCGCGUCAGCGCAAGUUGGCACGACAAGCAUCAGAUGCCGAAGCUUGUCGCCAAAACGAACAAAAUAGUGUCAUGAACAAUAAGUGUCUAGAUAGACAGAUAGUCAAUACCUUGAGCCAUAAGGCUCCUAAGGUUAGCAAUGGAGGCGCGCCUCAAGAGGAGGCCUCCCUCCACAGGACUAAGUCCAACAAACUCCUAAACACGGAUUGCACGUGCAGCAUCCGUCACAGCAAGGUGCUGGACUCUGAGCAUGACUGUGCUCCAGAUAGGACGAUAGAACCUCCUUCUAUUUCGACCAAAAGGUGAAUUCGACCCCCAAGUGUCGUGUAUAUAAAAUUCCUUGUGCUUUCAUCGAUAUGUCUCGAGUAUAUAAGUUUGUUGCCACCGAUCCUCAACAGGGUAUCGUAAUCUCGAGUGGAGUAACGUGGUUUAGAUAACGUGUCUUGAGACGUCACAUUGAUUCCCUUCAUUUAUGAAAAAUGAGAGAUUCGUGAGAUCGUCGCCAGUCUAUUCCAAAGAAUCUGUUCCAACUACCGUUGCUCGAUGUCUGCUGCCAACCUAUUGCCUCGAGUCGGCCGCCUAGGCACUGCUGCAGGGUGCUUCAGCAGUUACAGCCAACAGCUGAAAACAAACGACUCAAAGCAUUUUCCUCCAAACGGUUGUUGUUCAUUUCUCAACCAAACAGCCAGUGGAAACGAAAGAUCGGUCACUUUGCUAAACGACACGUUGUAGUUCUUGUUCCUCUACUACUUUCUGUCACAAGACCAAACAUAUCAAUUAUCUGAAUCUUCAACGUUGUUAGCAUGUCUCAACUUUCACUGACGGCCUGUUAAAAAAAUGUUAGUCAGACACGUUGAGCCAAUGAAGAGUGAGAACAAGUGUAUGUGGUACUUACUACAUUUCCACAAAAGUCGUUCUAAGUUUGUGUAUCUCAUUUACGUUUGGCGCAAUCCUGGAGUGUAGCUGAAAUGUCAGUCUUAGCCAGAAUUCAACCUGCAAUAAUAAUCUUCGACGAUAGUUUCUGGCGUUCUUGCUCCACGGUGCGGAGCGAAUUGACCUGACCACGCUGGACGAAUGUUUGAUAGCGCCACCAGCACUCGGUCUGUCACCGACCACACAGUCAAAAUCUGUGAUCUAG
This is a messenger RNA of Uloborus diversus, 3092 nucleotides long. RefSeq names its product neurogenic locus protein delta-like. Gene Ontology annotation, molecular function: Notch binding; calcium ion binding. Bases 17 to 2260 code for a protein of 747 amino acids. Gene Ontology annotation, cellular component: membrane. NCBI's taxonomy places the organism in Eukaryota, Metazoa, Arthropoda, Arachnida, Araneae, Uloboridae. The transcript is spliced from 9 exons. Gene Ontology annotation, biological process: Notch signaling pathway; cell communication; multicellular organism development. The record is from RefSeq and is a predicted model, not a curated record.